This is a messenger RNA of Nematostella vectensis (starlet sea anemone), 1079 nucleotides long. RefSeq names its product paired box protein Pax-6. The coding region runs from base 91 to 1026 and encodes 311 amino acids. Gene Ontology annotation, biological process: anatomical structure development; regulation of transcription by RNA polymerase II. NCBI's taxonomy places the organism in Eukaryota, Metazoa, Cnidaria, Anthozoa, Actiniaria, Edwardsiidae. Gene Ontology annotation, molecular function: RNA polymerase II cis-regulatory region sequence-specific DNA binding; DNA-binding transcription factor activity, RNA polymerase II-specific. The record is from RefSeq and is a predicted model, not a curated record. The transcript has 5 exons.
ACACCCAGCGAAUUUGUAACGUUUAAGGGCAUCUCAAGAGGUGGAAAGUUUAUAAGACUGCUUACACUCUAGGAAACAUCAAAGAUAACAAUGGCGUCCUGGGAAAACCCGAAAACCCAGGAUAUCGUACAAGGUCAAGGGAAGCUGAACCAGCUGGGUGGGGUGUUUGUGAAUGGCAAGCCUCUACCCAUCUCAGUCCGCCGGCGGAUUAUCGAGAUGGCCGAACAAGGCAUGAAAGCUUGUGAGAUCAGCAGAAGACUCCGAGUCUCGCACGGGUGCAUCAGCAAGCUCCUGGCAAAGUUCCAAGAAACAGGUUCAUACCUAGCUGGGAGAGUACACCAACGUUAUUCAUCCACAAGCACAAGACAAGAGGACUACACUGCAAGGAGCAAGAGCAGCCAAGAGAGUUCCGAGCCAAGAGCGAUAGUAUUCGGAGAAGAAUCGGCCUCUCGUUCGACGGAUAGUGGCAGCAUCAGUCUAAAUUCAACACAGAGUCGAAAAUCUUUUACCAUCGCAAGCAUUUUGGACUUGGAAACAAAGAAGGAACUUCCUAUGGGCGGCAUAGACCAGCGUUGUACCGAGGAUUCCGCGGCAAACGCCAAGCACAGGCGACUCGUCCAUUAUCAGCGCCGCAACCGCACAAAGUUCACCGCCUAUCAGCUCGAGCAACUUGAGGACGCGUACCAAAAAGCCAAGUACCCGGAUGUGCAGGCGCGUGAGACGCUAGCUCAGCGCCUAGGAGUCGCAGAAUCCAGAGUACAGGUUUGGUUUUCUAAUCGCCGAUCCAAAGGAAAACGCAAAGAGAAAUCACAAAAAGCAGUCACUCAAGCGACCUCGCGAGCCACAGUUCAAGAAAAUGCGUCAAUCUACCAUUACCAUGGCAACAUUAAUUUGGAUUAUUGCAAUACGAGGUGUCAGAGAGAGUGCAUGGCAUAUCUUUCUAUCUCACAAAGUCAACCAAUGGAUCCGACACGCUCUUGCAAUGAUUUUUAUUUUUUAUAUGAUAAAUACAGGCACAUGUAUUGAAUGACUGGCAUUAGGACGAUAGCCAAAAAUAAGAAAUACCGCAUUUGCAUUUA